Sparassis crispa is the source of this 375-nucleotide messenger RNA. RefSeq lists its product as hypothetical. The transcript has 2 exons. NCBI's taxonomy places the organism in Eukaryota, Fungi, Basidiomycota, Agaricomycetes, Polyporales, Sparassidaceae. The record is from RefSeq and is a predicted model, not a curated record. Bases 1 to 375 code for a protein of 124 amino acids.
AUGCAUGACAGGACAUGGUUUGCGGUCUACAAGUGGAUGCAAGUCAGCCUUCCAACAGCACAGCAAGUCUCACAUACCCCGAAAAAGGACACUAUCCGUGCAACACCAGCAGUUCCAGCGAGGGCAUUGCAGAAAGAAGUCCCAGCUCAUUUUGACACCGUUAUUGCGCGCGAAUUUCCCGGAGAUCCAUUUGACUCCAACAAGAACAAGACUCCCCUGGAAGAUUUGCGUGUUGCACACAUUCGUGCAAUUUUCAGACUUCCGGAAGAGUAUGGUACACAAUUCAAGCAUCCCUUGGCCUACGUAGAAUGGUUCACACCCUUUCACUCACCGGUUCCAGAUAUUGGGAUGUACAAGAUUGCGUAUUCACGUUGA